AUUCAAAAUGGCGGCGUUGUGACUGUCGACUGUCGGAAGUAAUCCUGAACAAACCUAGUGGGACUAUACAUGUGUAGAGUACUGAUUGAACGCGAUGUAAAAUGAGUGUCUUUCAGAGCAUCAAAGGGACGUUUGCAGCAGGGUUGAAGUCAAUCACAUCUCGUGACGGUGUUAAGGAGGAGAAGCUGGUGAGAACCGGAGUAAGCUUGGAUGCUGGAGCGGACCUACUGGACAGGUACCAGAACACAUGGAGGAAACUUCACCAGGAUGCAGAGCAGAAUGCUACACAAGCUCAGAAUGUGGAUAGCCAGAUUACACAGUUGUUUGUGACCUAUGACAGACAGUCAGAGAUACUGGGCCAGUUACACUUGGCUGUGGCUGAUCUCCCGGUUAUACUGCACAAACUACAGGAGCUCACGGAUGUACUAGCGUCUUUAGACGAGGAAUAUGACAAUGUAGAGGUAGCCUUGGUUCGUCUGGAGGACAUCUGUGAGGAACAGGAGCUCGCUCAGGCCAAGGUGUAUGACGGUCAGAAACUCGCCAGCUACACCCACAGAAAGAGUGAAGAACUCCAGAAAAUUAAAGUUGAGUUUGCCAAAGAUCAUGCCAAAAAGAUGGAGGGAUAUGAAAAACAUCGCCAGACAAAAUUGAAGGAAAGACAGGAAGUGUUUGAGCAGCAAUUUAACAACGACCUUGACUACUUCAAGUCACAUGGUCGUUUAGAAAGACUGUCCACGAGUAGUAAUGACAGCAGUAAGAAGACAGACCUGGCAGACAUCAGCUGGGAGAUGGAGAACACUAGCUUAGACGAAUUCCUGGAGACGGACACAGUAUCGGGGGAAAGUCACCCACAAACUCCAGGCAAUGAUGAUGCUGAAUUUGAAGAUGAGGUGGAAGAGAUUUCUGAAGAGGAAGAAGAGGAAGAAGACAGUGAGGAGGAGGAAAGAAUAGAUGUGACAUUGCCUCGCAAGGAAAAUAAGCUUAGUGAAUCUGUGGACAAAACAGGAGGAGGGGAGACAACUCUGUCUGGCGAUAAUGUGGAGAGAGACACAGACGCUACGUCAGAACAGACUACUAAAAGUAGUUCAGAGGUUAAUGGGUCAGACGAGACUCGCUCGCCUGCCAAAUCAGCUGAUACAGAUACAAACGGGGUCUAGUACAGAAUACAGAUAAAGUUCAUGUACAACUUAAAGGACUAACAAAACAAUGUUCUUACCUACCAGUACCCUGAAGAUUUCAUGGCCGAUCCCAGUUCUUCAUCUACAGUGCAAGAAUAUUAUAUAAAUACUACUUUCCUUGUUUCUAUAUGUUGCCAUUGUCCAAGCCUCUUAAUCAUAACUAUGAACAACCAAUUAUGAAAACAUGUAUCAAGAACUGUCCUUUCUAAACGUGUCUGAUUCUUCAUACUGUUAAUCACAUGAAAUUUAAUCUGGGAGGGAAAUACUAGAAUGCUGAUUCGAUUGAUGUUUAUUGCCUAACGAAAAUGGUUACAAUAGAAAACAGGAUCUUGUUCUUGCAGAAAUGGCUGUUUCACCAUUUGGUUUCAAUUUAUUUAAAGUGUGCAAUGUACCAAAAUAAACCUCAUAAACUGGACCUAAAGUAAGGUCCCACUGUAUAUGUUUUCAUGAGAAUUGGUCCCGGUUGAUCUGGGAUUUAAAUCCAUAUUGAUAAGAAAGGGUGUAACUGUGUGAUGUAUAGUGUUUUAAUGUUGAGGGGCCAGACUUUCAUGGGUUUUUUUCUAGGAUUUAAAAUCCGUACCACAGAACCAUUAUUUUUUAUUUAUUAAUUUUCAUGUGAACAAUUUCAUUAAGACAAGCGACUAAACCUUACAUUUCAUAACAAUUCAUUACAUUACAAUACAAUAUAGGAUUAUAUACAUGCUUCAAUUCAACAUGAACACUGCUAAACUUGGGAACAUCAGAAAAUGCACUCUGCACCGAUAAACAUUUUUUAAAGAUAUAUAUUUAUUAACAUACCCUCACAUACGGUCAUACCUCCACCUCCAUCGGUGGUUUAAUCAAAUCUAAACAAUAGUUUCAGGAAAAAAUAUGCAAGAAAGAACCAUAAAUUGAUAAUUAAUUCUCUAUCACCAUGGCAACAGAUUGAUACAAUUAAUUCUCUAUCACCAUGGCAACAGAUUGAUACAAUUAAUUCUCUAUCACCAUGGCAACAGAUUGGCAGGGUUUCACAUUCCCUGCCCACUUUGUUUUGUAGGUAUGAAAUACAAUAGAUUGAAGUGCUGUACUUUGAAAUAUGAGAUUACAGGAGAUUGUUGGUAGGUGUGUAAUUUAAUAGGAAAGGUAAUGGACGCAGGCAUUUGAUGCCUCUAUAUCCAUAUCUUAUAAUAAUACAACGUACAUAUAAUAUUAUGUCUCUUCCAGAUGUCUGUUUGUAACUAUAGCCAAAUGAUUAUAUUUAAGCUCUUGGUUUUACCAAUGUUUGUCUAAAUUGAUUUCAAAGUCUCUAAUAAUUGUUGAAUUUAUGACAUAUUCGGGAAGACUGUUCCAAAUAUUGAUAGUUCUGAAACCAAAUGAAUGAAUAUUUCUUACAUCUAGUCUACAGUGUUUUUUCUUCAAUUUCUGUGAGUGCCUUCUCUUUCUUGAUGACGUUUCACAGAUAAAAAUUCCAGAUGUUACUUUUUCAUCGUAGAACUUGUUCAUAAUCUUGUACCCAUUGAUUGUAUCUCCUCUCAGUCUAGGGUAUGUGAGGAAUGGAAAUCCUAAUCUUUCAGACAACCACUGUUUGGUAGGUCCUUUAGCCCAGGUAUCAGUUUCUGUAUCUCCUCUCAGUCUACGGUAUGUGAGGGGAGGGAAUCCCAAUCUAUCAGACAACCACCGUAUGGUAGGUCCUUCAGCCCAGGUAUCAGUUUCUGUAUCUCCUCUCAGUCUACAGUAUGUGAGGGAAGGAAUACUAAUCUUUCAGACAACCACUGUAUAGUAGGUCCUUCAGCCCAGGUAUCGGUUUCUGUAUCUCCUCUCAGUCUACGGUAUGUGAGGGAAUGGAAAUCCUAAUCUUUCAGACAACCACUGUAUGGUAGGUCCUUCAGCCCAGGUAUCAGUUUCUGUAUCUCCUCUCAGUCUACGGUAUGUGAGGGAAUGGAAAUCCUAAUCUUUCAGACAACCACUGUAUGGUAGGUCCUUCAGCCCAGGUAUCAGUUUCUGUAUCUCCUCUCAGUCUACGGUAUGUGAGGGAAUGGAAAUCCUAAUCUUUCAGACAACCACUGUAUGGUAGGUCCUUCAGCCCAGGUAUCAGUUUCUGUAUCUCCUCUCAGUCUACGGUAUGUGAGGGAAUGGAAAUCCUAAUCUUUCAGACAACCACUGUAUGGUAGGUCCUUCAGCCCAGGUAUCAGUUUCGUUGCUCGACUUUCACGAUUGAUUCUAUGUCUUGUUUUGUGUGGAUUCCACACACUUGUAAUGAUAUAGUAUUUAACCUGUGUCCGGUAGCCAUACAAGUGGACCAGGCUACAUCAGAUUGUUAUUAUGAAUACAUUGAAAUAUUCUGCCACGGGACCAUAGCUAUGAUUAAAGGAUACACGUAUGCA
Molecule: messenger RNA, 3541 nt
Organism: Mizuhopecten yessoensis (Yesso scallop)
Lineage: Eukaryota; Metazoa; Mollusca; Bivalvia; Pectinida; Pectinidae
Product: dysbindin protein homolog
Exons: 8
Coding region: 102-1157 (351 amino acids)
Biological process (GO): negative regulation of protein kinase activity
Cellular component (GO): cytoplasm
Source: RefSeq, a predicted model, not a curated record